Balaenoptera acutorostrata (minke whale) is the source of this 6925-nucleotide messenger RNA. It is a transcript of the gene TRABD, whose product is annotated as TraB domain containing. NCBI's taxonomy places the organism in Eukaryota, Metazoa, Chordata, Mammalia, Artiodactyla, Balaenopteridae. The transcript has 9 exons. The coding region runs from base 4626 to 5759 and encodes 377 amino acids. The record is from RefSeq and is a predicted model, not a curated record.
CGGGGGCGGGGGACCGGGCGUGAGGGGCAGGGUCCCCUCCGCCCCAGGCGGCGGCGGCAGGGUCUCGGUGGAGACCCUGAGCCCUUCUGCGUGCCGGAGGCCUCUGCCCUUCAAGCCGAGCAAGCACGGCUGCCAUAUGGGCAAAGGAGACCAAACUUCCGAGGCCUUGUAGGUCUUUACUUACCUUGUUUCUGUGAAGAGCUUUAUUGAGACAUAACUUACAUGCCAUAAAGCACCACAGAGUUCACGUAUGCGUCUUUGUGAAAACUGUCCCGAGAAAGGAAACCAAAGCACACCGAAGACAGCGAGGGACUCUCUCGGAAGUCCUCGGCUGACUUUGGGCGUCAGGGCAGCCUGUCAGGAGAUUGAUGGUUUCCAGGUUGAAUCCUCCUGGCUUUCGGGGUCCCCUGGAGAGGAAGAUGUCCGGGCCACCAGCUCGGCGCCCUCCUGUGCAGGCUCCACUCUCCCUGGGCCUCUCCCUUUUGCCGCUGUUGCCCCCUUGUGUGGCUGGGAGGGAGCCCUGACCUUGGGGCCGCUGGUCAGCCUUACAGGAUGGCGGUGAUGUUGCAGCCAGGAGAGGGCCUGGCACGGUGGGCGGGCAGGCCCCUACCCAGCGCCCUGCAGUGGAGGUCAGUGUGGGGACCCAGCACUGGGUAGAGUCCAGGUUCCAAGAGGGUUGGCCAGGUGUGGUAGGCUUCCGGCUCAGGUGUGAGUUGGCAUGUGCCCUCUACCCCCGUCCUACCCUCGGCCACACCUCCAUAAAGCAGAGCCUGCCAGACCCAGGAGGGUCUCCGGUGGCCAAGGAGCCCAGACUUCAGAAGUGGGGAUGGAUGUAGGGGGUCAGGGCUUUGGGCCACACCCUGCUGCCUCCCAGUUCUCCAGCCCGCUAGUCUGUCCAGUUUGGAACCCUUGGCUUGGUGAGCAGGCCUAGUGGGUUGGUUGGGAGAUGGUUUUUCUGGGAACUCCAUCAGCUCUUGGUCUGGGAGGCAGUUUCUGGCUUCCUAAUUUUUAGAGGGAUGAAUGAGAGAGAAUGGCUGUCUCAUUCUGCUCUGCAAUCAUGACAAAAUACCACUGAAGGGGGCUUAACGGUUUUCUCACAGUUCUGGAGACGGAAAAGUCAAGAUCAAGGUGCUGGCUGAUUUGGUUGCUGGUGAGGGGUCUUUCUUCCCGGCCUCCAGGCAGCUGCCUUCUCACUGUAUCCUCACCGGGCCGCUCUCCCGGGUCUCUUCCCAGGAAGGCUCUGAUCCCAUCCUGGGGCACAGCCUCAUGACCUCACCCAACCCUCACCAUCUCCCAAAGUCCCUGCCUCCUAAUUUCACCCCCACUGGGGUUAGGGCUUCAAACAAUGAGGGGACACAGUUCAGUCCAUAGCUGUUCCUGGAAGGGGACAGCUGCCUGGGCUGGGCAGGCGGGAGCUGUGGCCUGCCACGCAGCCUGCACUCUCCGGUGUCCUCAGGUCUGUCCUGCCAGGGGCACCCAGCAAACCGUUUCCUGUGCUAACACCCCAUCCAGCAAGAGCACCUUGACACGUUCCCUGGGGGUCCCUAACGCAGGUGGGGCUCUCCCUGCCCUGUGAGCAGGUGCAUUCUCUGGUGAACCUGACAAGAUAGGUCCUCAUGGGGGUCAGGGAUUCCCUCGGAUCUGGAGCUCGUUUUCCUAGAAGCGUGUGGGUGUCAUCUGCGUGGAGCCAGAUAAGGGUGGCGUCCCUCUCUGUGGACGAGUCUCCUGAAACCAGGUGGCUGGUUCUCUUCAUGCCCCAGCAGAGGGAAGCUGAGGUGACAUCUCAGUGUGGCACGCCUCGUGCUGCUCGUGGGAUGGCUGGGUGGCUGCUCUAACCACCUCGGCCCUAAAGGUAGGAGCUAAGAGCCUGGCGGGUUGGAACGACUUGCCCGAGGCCGCGCCGCGCCAAGCAGCAGCCUGAGAUCUGGCCAACCCUGUAGCCGUCCCCCGCAGCACAGGUGCUGGCAGCCGCCUAGAGGACUGGCCUCGGUGGCCAGGCUCGGGAGGCCUCUCCCGCCGCUGAGCCUGAUGCCUCCCCAGGCCGUGCUCCGUGGACAGUCCGGCUCAGCAGUGACACCUGUUGGGGGCGGUGAGCACCUGGACCGGGCAGAAGGGUCUGCCUCGUGCCGGGCUCCCCAGGGUCUCGGCGGUGGUGGCCGCGGCGGGGCCAGGUUGCCGGGCGGGAGCCUGGUUCCGGCCUCCCCGGGGCUGUGCUGGCUGGUGGGCGCUGGGCGCUGGGGCCUGUGGUGGUGUGAUGAGCUGCCAGGACCCGUCGUCCAGAGAUUUUUGUGGCCAGAAACACAGCCUGCGGGUGUGGGAGAUGGAGGCCGGGCCCAGGGUUCUAUGGCGUUGGGCCCUUUGCUCCCCUCCCGUAAAUAUUUAGAGAGGCUCGGGUCCCAGCCGUAAAUAUUUGAAAGUGCAUCAUGGUGAGCGGGGCUCCCUAGGGGAGGAGGGAUUGAUGACCCACUGAACUUACUGAUACGUCCUACAAGGGUAUCAGCAGGGGCCCUGGCUGAGGUUGCAGGAAACCAGGAUAUUGGGAAGUGUGUGCAUGUGAUAACAUCAGAGAGACGCUUCUCAGAAUCACGGGCUGUUGGCCCUGAAGGGGCCUCGGUGGCCUUCCUGCCUGACCCCUCCCAGGCCAGGCGCCCACCCCAGCGAGCUCGAGGGGACCUGGGUCCUGGUGCUGCGGUUGGUGGCCCCGCCAUCUCGGGGCUCAAGGCUCGUCUGCCCCCUGGGGACAGAGGGUGAGUCCGGCCUGGCCAGGCCAAGUGCAGGGAGGGCAAAGGCAGGGCCGACCCAGACCUGUGACCCCCACCCCUGUGGGAGGGAGGCCUCGGCCUCGGUGGCCCUCCUCUUACCGGCUGUCACACAGGCUUCCCAGGACAGCACUGGAUGCUUCCUUAAGAAGUUUCUCCAGUACUUUGGCAGCCUUGUGUGAAGCGGACCGGGGGGAUGCUCUCCUGGGCCGGCUCGGGAACCUGAGAGGCGGGCGGGCCCCAGCUCGGCCACAGACACAGCUUCCUGUUUCUAUUUCGGUCGGUGCCUUGCAUCAGUGGAGCGCUUUCGUCUGUGAAGUGGGAAGGAGGCGGCCCCGGGAGUGGUGAGGCCGGGUGGGCCGCUGCCCGUGGGGACCGGGCGCCCCCGGCGCUGCUGCUCCUUCCCCGACGGCGGGGCGCCCGGGGGCCCAGGCCGGGCUCAGACCCCAGAGCUGGCUCCCAUGCCCCGUGCAGAGGCCACGGCUCUGCCUGCCACCCUUCUCCGCUGGCGGGCCUGCCCCCUUUUGGUCCCGAGCCAGCUUCUCUUCCAGACCCUUCCCCCAGCCUCAUUUCUUCCAGAAGGCACAGCCGUCCUGGGGUGGGCUGCCCAGCGCUGAGCCACUUGCCCGAGCCGGUCCUCCCGGCCGCAGGCGAGGAAGCGGAGCUCCCAGCGGGCCGGGAACAGAGCCCGGGUUAGGGUUGGGCUCAGGGUCACGGGGUGCAAGGGGGAAGGAACUUGACCUAGCGUCGUGUUUAUUUAUUAUUUGUUUUUCCUCUUUGUUGUGAAAGUGCAACAGUGAAACUGACAGGCGCCCCAGGGGUGUCCCACUGCCCGCAUGGGGCCUCCAGCACGUCCCAUCGGUUCACGUGUGACAGACACGGACUCUAAAAACCCACGAUACGGCGCCCACGACUGAAACCAAAUUAGAGUCGUUCCUCACGGGACGGUCUCCAGUCACCUGUCAGGUUCUCCCGUGGGCCCCUCCUGCGGGUGCCAAGCCCCCUGUCCUUUGGCGGCCAGACCCUGGCUCUAAACUCAGAGCUGGAACCGGAGGCUCUGUCAGACUCUGGUUUGAGUUUCUGGCAGGAUUUUAGGAGGUUCGGGUGACGUCCGUGUGGCAGAUGUCCAGGACAACGUGUCCCGGGCCCAGCGCGGAUCUUCUCUCUGGUGAGAACAGCCUUGCUGGGCCCCUGCACCCCGUCUCCCCUCCAGAAGGGACAGCACAAGCGGCUCCCGCGUGACCUCCAGGGCUCGGCUCCUAGCUCAGCUUCUUCGAGUUUGUGCCUCUCUUCUUCAACCAGAAGAAGUCUCGGUUCUCAGUGAGGCCGACACACACCUGUGCUGUUCGCCAUCCCUCCCCCUCCUCCUCCUGAGUCUGUGCCGACGCCUGUGUGAUGCUGCUGGUGACACGUAUCGUCACCACACGCGGCUCCUGAAAGCGGGGCUGCAGCCGCACCGCCUUCCGCGCCAGCCAGCACACAGGUUCCCUUCUGCCGCCUGGGUUUGUCUUUUUAGGGAAGUUUAUAAGUUGUGUUUUAUUCCAAAGUCAAAAAGGAGGCAUCCAGGUCUGGCCAGCUGCCCCCGCGGGGUAUCCCCCUGCUGGGCGAGCAGGAGGCCGGGCGGCACGUCCUGCCCUUGGGUGACUCGGGCUCCCCGCCCGGGUGUCCCCACCCUGCUCUCAGCCCCGCACCGCAGAUCCCGAGAUCACCCGUGCCUGGGGCCGAGGUCCUGCCCGCGGAUCAUUCCCGACGGACGCGGCGCCACGGGGCGCUGACCCCCGUGCCCGGCGCCGGGGCUCCAGGUGAGGGCGCGGCUCCUGUGUCUCCUCAGGCUUCACGCGUCGCUGCCGCAGCCGCCGCCCCGCCAUGGAGGGCCAGGAGGAGCAGCGCCCUCGCGAGGCCAACACAGAGCCCAUCGUGACUUCAGCGGGUUCGGAGGUGGUGCCCAGGGUGCUCCCCGGAGAGCCCCAGAACCUGUCCGACGUGGACGCUUUCAACCUGCUCCUGGAGAUGAAGCUGAAGAGGCGGCAAGAGCGGCCCAACCUGCCGCGCACGGUGACCGAGCUGGUGGCCGAGGACGGGAGCCGCGUGUACGUGGUGGGCACGGCCCACUUCAGCGACGACAGCAAGAAGGACGUGGUGAAGACCAUCCGGGAGGUGCAGCCCGACGUGGUGGUGGUGGAGCUGUGCCAGUACCGCGUGUCCAUGCUGAAGAUGGACGAGCGCACGCUGCUGCGUGAGGCCAAGGAGAUCAGCCUGGAGAAGCUGCAGCAGGCCGUCAGGCAGAACGGGGUCAUGUCGGGACUCAUGCAGAUGCUGCUGCUGAAGGUGUCCGCCCACAUCACUGAGCAGCUGGGAGUGGCCCCCGGCGGCGAGUUCAGGGAGGCUUUCAAGGAGGCCAGCAAGGUGCCUUUCUGCAAGUUCCACCUGGGCGACCGGCCUAUCCCCGUCACCUUCAAGAGGGCCAUCGCCGCCCUCUCCUUCUGGCAGAAGAUCAAGCUGGCCUGGGGCCUGUGUUUCCUGUCGGACCCUAUCAGCAAGGAUGAUGUAGAGCGGUGCAAGCAGAAGGACCUGCUGGAGCAGAUGAUGGCCGAGAUGAUCGGCGAGUUCCCCGACCUGCACCGCACCAUCGUGUCUGAGCGGGACAUCUACCUGACCUACAUGCUGAGGCAGGCGGCCCGGCGCCUGGAGCUGCCUCGCGCCUCUGACGCCGAGCCCAGGAAGUGCGUCCCCUCCGUGGUGGUGGGCGUCGUGGGCAUGGGCCACGUCCCUGGCAUCGAGAAGAACUGGACCACCGACCUCAACAUCCAGGAGAUAAUGACUGUCCCCCCGCCGUCCAUCUCAAGCAGAGUGUCCUGGCUGGCCGUGAAGGCCACCUUCUUGGGCCUCCUGGGCUACGGCCUGUACUGGAUGGGGCGCCGUGCCAGCAGCCUGGUCUUGUCACUGCCUGCCGCCCAGUACUGCCUGCAGAGGGCCUCCGAGGCCGGGCCACACAAGUAGGAAGGACAGAGGGAGCCACCACGUCCGUCCAGGGGGCUGCCCGCGGCUGCUCCUGUGACACGGCCGAGGGGCACGGGGGGCCGGCCCCCUGAGGAGCUCCGGGGUGCCACCCCCCAUGGGGGUCCGGCCUAGCCUCGCCUGCCCUCUCCCAACCCGCCCAAAUAAAGAAUUAUUUCACUGUCUGAGCUCGGGCUUCCCAGCAGCCCCCCUCCACCCUCUCCCUGCGGGCCGCUAGGAAGUUCACCGGCCCGGGAUGAGCUGGCGGGGAGGGGUGAGGCGCGGUGGGCCGCAGCCGGCCAGCCCCUACCUCACUGUGCCUUCUCUCCGCGUCGCAGGGGGCGCCUCGCGGGGCUGCCAGGCCAGCACGCUGGCGAAGGGCAGCUUGGCCCGUGCAGCCCUUCGCGGGGCUGCUUGGCGCCCCCUGAGGGGCGGUGGCCCCAGGUGAGCGCCAGCAACAGCUGUGCCUACAGAGGUUGUGUGUUUCUGGCUCUUAAAAGUGUCUGAAACUUUUCUACUCAGGUAAUUUUAACUUAAAACAAACUGAAAUAAAUGUCAGGGAAUACUAGCCUUAAAUCUGGUUGGGACAGAGAACAUCUUUCUCUUGGAGUCUCGGUCCCAGGAAGACAGGGGUGUGGCGGGGGUCAGUUUCGGCCAUGGGCAGCCAGGCUGGCCUCCAACCGCUGCCCGUCCAGCUGCCCCCGUGGUCUACCUCCAGCCGUGGGGGCCCAGGGCCGCCACCGUCUCGGGGUGGAGCCUGCCUGGCCCGCGGGCGGUUGAACCUGCUUCCUGUGCAGCUGGUGGUGGGAGCUGGGGUCACCCCGACCCUCAGUGGAUGGGUGGCAGUUGUCCACCAGGGCCCGCCAGCUUGCCCAGGAACCGCCUUGGGUGCAGCUGGGCCCAAGGUCGAGCUGGCCCCACACAGCACUUGACCCCGGUCAUUGCCUGUUUGCGUCGUGUCCUGGCCACCUGUUUUCGACGUAGCAUCUGUGCAUCCCGUCAGGGGCCCAGGGCCACGUUUGGUUGUAUCUGUGUUGACUCAGUGUCUAAAUCAGGUGAAACCCAUGGCCCCAAUCUGGGCCGGGGAGCCUUGGGCUGGGCCAUGUCCUUGUCGUUCACACGCUCGUGUACACGUCCCUUAGAGACUGAAAUAAAAUCUAAUUUUGGAA